AUGGAUGUGGACGUGGACAUGGACGUGGACGUGGACGUGGACGUGGACGUGGACAUGGACGUGGACGUGGACGUGGACGUAGACGUAGAUGUGGACGUGGACGUGGACAUGGACAUGGACGUGGACGUGGACGUGGACGUGGACGUGAACGUGUACGUGGACGUGGACGUGGACGUGGAAGUGGACGUGGACGUGGACGUGGACGUGGACGUGGAGGACUUGGACGUGGACGUGGACGUGGAUGUGGACGUGGACGUGGACGACUUGGACGUGGACAUGGACGUGGACAUAGACGUGGACAUAGACGUGGACGUGGACGUAGACAUGGACGUAGACGUGGACGUGGACGUAGACGUGGACAUGGACGUGGACGUGGACGUAGACGUGGACGUGGAUGUGGACGUGGUCGUGGACGUGGACGUGGACGUGGACAUGAAGGUGGACGUGGACGUGGACAUGGACGUGGACGUGGACGUGGACGUGGACAUGGUCCUGGACGUGGACGUGGACGUGGACAUGGUCCUGGACGAAGACAUGGACGUGGACGUAGACAUGGACGUGGACGUGGACGUGGACGUGGACAUGGACAUGGACGUGGGCUUCUAG
Messenger RNA from Closterium sp. NIES-65, 606 nucleotides. The record is from the annotation of a GenBank genome assembly. Lineage: Eukaryota; Viridiplantae; Streptophyta; Zygnematophyceae; Desmidiales; Closteriaceae.